AUGGCCUCCCAGGCGAAUACAGUAUCAUCAGAUAUUCUUUCAGCUAUUCGGCAUGCACUGCUUGAUUCGGAUUCGCGGCUCUCAUACGCCUCCAUGCAAGUGUCUGAGCAUUCGAACAAUGCAGACCUGUCAUCGGUUCCCAAUUCCCAACCGACCUCCGCCAUCGAACACUCUCCCACUGCUGUAACGCGCGCAUCUAGCUCAGCGCGCCGUGCUGCUCUUUUACACACUACAGCCUCGAAUUUGGCCGCCAAGCAUGGUCCACCGCGGCUCAGUCUCAUCAAAACGGCGCCAGCGGCGAGUCUUUCGGGCAUGGUAGAAGAAACACCGAGCCAAGUGCGGAGCAAGAUGUACAAUUCCUUCAGUGUAAUAGAAGAUAUCAAUGGCGACACGCAGCCGAUCGAGUCGCAACUGUUCCAAGACUACGCAAAAUCACACGUUUCAGAAAUUGCACCCUUCAUUGAACCAGAUGAGGUUAAUUAUGCGGAAGAGGAUGAGAGCGACGGCGGCCCAUUGUACAAUGAAGACGAGGCCUUGAGCCAGGAAGCCGAUCUGCCGACAAGUUGGGAUGAUGUGAAUGGUGUUCAUGUGUCCAGUUAUGAACUUACGGCGGGAGAACUGAGUCCACAGGCCGAGUCUCGCAUACAGCAUUCCAUGUCGCAAGGUUCACCGCCUAGCUCAUCGCCAAAAUUCGUUGUGCCAAAGACUCCGGCGAUUGCAGGCCAUAAAAGGAAUUAUGAUGGAGAUUUACUCCUCACGUCGGCUACAAAAACUACACCAGGGUCUGCUUUCGGAAACGCGUUUGGAAAGUCAAAGACCGGAGUGUCGCUGACGCAGAUGUUCGAUGCAACGCAAGCAGAAACGCCCACCGCGAAUGACUUAAAAUCAGACCCUAUCUUUCUUCGCCCGUCGCCGAACUUUGGAGAGGCGCGAUCGUCUCCUAUGCAAUGGCCAGCAUCGUCACCUGUGAAGAAAUUUGGGAGUGUUUCAGCCCGCGCGACAACAGAACCACGAGACUCCUACCUAGCCAUGAAAGAGUCACAAGAGCUGCGAGAGCGUCGCAGGAGGAGAGAAGAAGAACUCGAGCGCUUGCGGUCUGACGCGGAUAUGGAGUCGGAUGAUAUGCUCUCACGCGAAGAGAGAUUGGCACAACGUCGAAGGCAAAGGACUGAGCUCAAUAAGCAGGCUUUGCAGGAGGCUUCUCUCACGGCCCCUCAGAGGCAGACGAGCUCCCACCGCAAGACACGAUCUCUCAUAUCGAGCGAGGCUCAUUACGUGACCCCAGGUCGAUCAUUGAAGAGGCAGGCUACGAGACAAGUGAUUGAGAUUUCAGAUGGGGACGAUAGUUCCGUAUCUUCAGAAGAUGAGCUAGCAGACGACCUACCAACAAGUUCUUUUCAUUCUCAGUCCGAGGAGCAAGUGCAGCGCUCUGUACAAGUUCCUAUGACUUCGUCCCGACCGAAAAUAUCAUCUGGUAAACAGCUUGAAAGCAGCCCUCCCACUACACCACCUCUCGAUCGUAAUAACAACGAAACACCCAGUAAGCUCUCACAGAAAGCAUCACAAACCCUAAGAAGAAGAACAGUAUCUGGCUCACAAACCGUGGCCGUCGCUGAUUCUCAGCCUACUCGUUCGCAACAAGACGGCCUUCGAAAGCCUGCACGAUUGAUUGAUGAGAGCUCUCUGGGUUCAAGGUCGCGAAUCGGUCAAUCUCAGCCAUCUCUUACAUCCAGUCAGGCAGAUCAAGCCGCAGAUCGCCUUAAAACGAAGAGCUCUUCGUUUCCGAAACCACCGCCGCUUGAUAGCUCGCAGCAUGUUGCCAAUACUCUUGGCAGAGUGCCAAGUAGCCCACCUAUAUUGAACACCGAAAUCUCCGUCGAAACCCAAGACUUGGUCGUUCGAGACCCGAUCCUGAAAUUGGACAUAAACGGCAAAUAUGUUGACAAUGUUGAUCAAGUAUUGACUAAGUCUCCCGUAGCAGAUGACGUUGAUGAUGUCGACCCACUUGCAAACAACAUUCCUACUGAGAAAGAAUCAUCUCCUGUACGACCAAGACGGAGAGCAUCACAACCAAUGAGAGUUAACGUCAGGGACGAUGCGGUAGACGAAGCACAGCUUCUGAAAGGGAUCCACCAAGACCCUACUACACCGACUGAAGCAACCAUGGACUCCCAUUCCAAUCUUGUAUCUUCCAGACCGAAUGGAGAGGCUGGAACUAACAGCCAUACCACAGGGCAAUAUCAGACCGCGCAUUCCCAUCUAACUGGAUCCCCCAACAGGAAAUCUACAGGUAGCCAGCGCCACAGCCAGCCAUCUUAUCUUAGCCAAAAGACUCCCCAAAUCAGUCAAAAAACGCCGCAGCUCACACCAUUGCGGAGCAUGAAGGAUAUUGCCGCUGACAAGAGUCCUGGUAAAGUCGACACACAAGACAUGGACUUCGACGAUCUCAUCUCAGCCGAUACCCGGGCCUUCAUCGAACUGACGUCAGCUAGCUCUCCCAAGAGGCCAACCAAAAGGAGGCGUGUCGUUUAUGGAAAGAAAGGCAAUGCGUGGGGUCUACCUUCUCCCCGGAAGGCAAACUUAGAGUCGCUCGUCAGAUCGAAAAGUCCUCCCCGGGAUGGGAGUGAGGAUGUAGACACUAAUCAAUCUGAUCAGCUUACUGUUGAGGAAGAUGAGGAAAUGUUCAGUUUGCCUGCUUUACCGAAAAAAACGGCUGUUCUUGUAUCGCAUGGUCCAGGUCGUUUGCCGACAAUGAACAGGCCUGUGGUUACAGAUCUAGGCUCUGGCAGUGCCGCUCGUCGUGGUAAGAAGCGCAGGCCUCCCUCGAUAGCUGAGACUCCUCAAUCCAAGACGGCUACUGUUUCCGAUGGCGCCGACGCUCUACCGCAGACGGACGAAGUCUCGGUAUUCAUUCAGACUGAGCAUGCAAAGCCAAAUGCUCACAGUGAGCCACAUAGAUCGACCUCUCCUGGCGAGAACGCAGAUGACAAUGAGCCCGAGCUUAAUAUCGACGAUGAUAACACUCUCACACCGAACCGCGUCUUUGCGCGGUUCAAUGGUGGUCCUGGUGGUAACAUGAGCUACUGGCCAGCAACAUGCAUCGGAUCAGAGGGCAAGCGUUACAAGAUUCGUUUCGACGACGGUACUCAAGACCUGGUCGAAGGAAUGCAUGUUCGAAGUCUCGAUCUUCGACAUGGAGAUGUGGUCAAAGUUGACGUAACAGGCAUGCGGCAAAAGACGUAUGUGGUCCUCGGCCUAAAUGGAAGAAUCACUAGUGCACAAGCAACAGACCUUAAGUCCUUUCCCCUAACAGAUCGAUGUGGGUACGAAAAAGUUGUGCUUGAAGUAAAGGCACGCGACAGCAUCUCAGAUAACAAGAAGACUAAACGCCACAUCGUUGCUCUCACAAAUGUUUACCUCACCAGUACUAUGUGGCCCCGGUUCAAGGAACGUCUUUUUAAUCCUGUCUCGGCUGCAACGUCUGGUACCACCACGGACCCACGUCCUGGUACGCCCGUCAGUGCUAGCAUUUCUGCAAUAUCACCCCAGUCUCGCUCUCGUCGCCCAGCCAGAAACUAUCAGGAGCUUACAACAUCUGACGCGCUGCACCUAGCGCCAACUCCUGAGCCCACAUAUGACGGGAUCUUCGCUGAGAUGGGCUUUGGCAUCACCUUCGCCUCAGGAGCGCAUAAAGAGCACCGUGACACUGAUCGCGAGACCCUUGAAAGAUUGAUUUUGUCUCAAGGCGGUCGCAUCAUCGGUCCAGACAUGGCGUCGAUGUUCAACGUUCCUGACUCUCCCACUCCUGGAUCGGUACCGUUCAUUCUAGAGCACAGAUAUGCCUCGCUCAAAUUUGUGGCUGUUCUCGCGAAUACUCACGGUCAUCGCGCAAAGUACAUACAAGCUCUCGCUCUCGGCAUCCCAUGUCUAUCCGCUCGCUGGGCACACGACUGCGUACGUCAUGCUCGAAUUCUUCCGAUAGGUGCGUACCUGUUGCCUGCUGGACAUAGCCGACUUCUUGGCACUAUACGCUCCCGCACUUUGCCUGCGCCGAUUUGCUACGAUCCUACGGCACCAGAGGCGUAUCUGUCGAGUGUCCUGGCGCGACGUGACAUGCUGCUUGACCAGAAGACCGUUCUACUCAUCACAGGUAAGGCAAGCGCGGAACGUCUAGGCGCCUACAGGUUCCUGAGCUUGGCGCUAGGUGCCGUGAGCGUGGCGAGUGUCAGCGAUAUUAGUGAGGCUAGAAAGAAACUUCGCGGUGUCGACAGUGACGUUUCAGCACCUCGGGACGGGCCUAAGCAUUUCGAUUGGAUUUUUGCGGACGAGCACAUGGUGGAUAACGCCGUGAUGGCUCUUCUGGAUGAACCCGAUACGAGAUUAUCUUUAGCUCGCACUGGAGCAUCGAAAGGAACUUCGAGGAAGCAAAAGCUCAUGGCAGAUACAACAGGCGUGCCGGAGCUACGAAGGGGCAAACUCGCAGGAAAGGUAGUCAGGGUUGCGAGCGAUGAGUUCCUCAAGCAAAGUCUGAUCCUAGGCGCGUUGCUGGAGGAGUAAGGAGUCAAGCAUAUGCAUCAAGGCGGCCUAUGUGGUUACAUGCAGUAUGGAGGUUGCUGUGUAUGGAUACGUAAUCAUUUUCGAGAAGUAAUGUUUAGAGAAGUGCAUGGGACAGAUGAACCUGCACAGUGGAGCAUUUACCACAACAUAUACCCUCGCAUUAGAUGACAGCAUAGCAUAGUAUUCGCAGCGAAGAUGAGAUAAAUUCUGU
Pseudovirgaria hyperparasitica is the source of this 4768-nucleotide messenger RNA. RefSeq lists its product as uncharacterized. The record is from RefSeq and is a predicted model, not a curated record. The transcript is spliced from 2 exons. Lineage: Eukaryota; Fungi; Ascomycota; Dothideomycetes; Acrospermales; Acrospermaceae. Gene Ontology annotation, molecular function: histone binding. Gene Ontology annotation, cellular component: nucleus. Gene Ontology annotation, biological process: DNA damage checkpoint signaling; positive regulation of transcription by RNA polymerase II. Bases 1 to 4557 code for a protein of 1518 amino acids.